GUAUCCCAAUCAAAUGGAGUGCACCCGAGAUUCUUUACGGCCAUGUGGAACGGCUGUCAACCAAAAGUGAUGUGUGGUCUUAUGGCAUAGUCCUGUUUGAAAUCUUCACAAUCGGAGGCAUUCCAUACGAAGGAUGGUCUGAAACCGCGAUAAUGAGAAAAAUCUAUCAAGGUUACCGUUUGGCAAAGCCUGAACAUAUCGACGACAGUUUAUACGCAGUGAUGUUAAGCUGCUGGAAAUAUCAAACUGCUGCCCGGCCACAUUUUGUGAACCUCUGCAAAACAAUGGAUACCUAUCUUAAAACAAAGACAUAUGUGGAUAUCGUGGACAUGGACAAGUAUGAUCACGAUAAGUACAAGUUUAUUGAUGAUCGUGGAGCUGAUGGAAAUCAAGAAGAUACAGGACCGGAUGAGCAACGAGCAGGUGCAGCAAAUCCCAACCGUGAGGUGGGUGAACACGGUGCUACUGCACAUCCUUUUGUGGUUGAAAUAGACGAUGGCGCUACAGCUUUCCCUCUCAGAAUUAGCGUAGGAGACGAAGGAGCAGCUGCAGCAAAUCCCGACCGGGAAGUGGGUAAACACGGUGCUACGGUGCAUCCUUUUGUGGUUGCAAUAGACGGCAGUGUAACAGCUUUCCCCUUCAGAGUUAACGUAGCAGACAAAGGAGCGGCUGCAGCAGAUCCCGACCGUAAAGGGAGUGAACACGGCGCUACUGCGCAUCCGUUUGUGGCUGCAAUAGAAUAUAGUGCUAGAGCUUUCCCUCUGGGAAUCAAAGUAGGAGAAGAAGGUGGGGCAGCACAUUCUUUUCAGAGUGAUGAAAAAGAUAUUGAUGUCUCAGCGUACCUUAACGAAAGUGAUACUUUACCAUACCUCAGCGAGAACGAGGAGGAAGAUUUUGGGGACUCCGAGUGCCCUCUUGGGCUUGAGGAAAAAGCUAUUGACGAUCCUGAGUGCCCUCUUGUGAUUGAGGAAGAAGAUAUCGAUCCUUUGCCAUCUUCUUCGGUGAUGGAUGAUAACGGUCGACGUACUCUGGCAUGCCUCUUUGUGACUUACGAGGAAAAUCCUGAUUGUUCAACAUGCUCUCUCGUGAUUGAGGAGGAAGAUUCCAGCAACUCAGCAUGCUCCCCCAUGAUUGGGGAAGAAGGCUUGGAAGCCACAGUAUGCCCUCCUGUGAUUGAAAAAGAAGAUCCCGACUCUGAAGCACAUCCCCUUGCCACUGAAGUGAACAAACCUGAUGCCUCACAAUUCCCUCCCGUAAUCGAGAAAGAAGAUGUCGAUUCUUUCGAAUACCCUCCCCUGAUUGAGGAAGAAGGCCAUGUUGAUUCCGCUUCUCCUCCAGAUGUCGAAGAAGGUGGAACAGGGAAACCUGAAACCAAUGCUGAUAAUCAAGAUGCUGCAGCAGUACAGUCUGUAAAGAUGACAGGAGGUAAAGAACCUAAGACUUGCCAACUUGAGAACACAGAGGAUGAACAAGACGAUAUUGGAAAACAUAUGGAGGACAAAGGUGAUGCUGUAGACCUUUGUGAUGAAGAGGUUGGUGUGCAAGAGAGUAAUGGUUAUCAACUAACGGCCGUUGAUACAGACCAAACCGGAAAUGAAGAGGACGAGGAGUCAUCCGAAGCAACUCCUCUUGUGCAGGACUGAGACAUGAUACCAGAAUUGCUGAAUCUCCAAUGUUGUAGUCGUAUAUUACUCAGUAAUAGUUUGUGGCCUAGACUUUGAGAACCUCAGGGUUACCUUUUUGUAGCUCUUUAUUUUAAGAUGUAAUGUGCAUCUUACAAUUAUAAUGCUUUGUUAGUAAUGAUAAUCAUUUUUAUAGUUUGUAAAUGGAGGGUAAGUUAAAGUUUCCUUGAAAGAAAACUUGCUUAUUUACUUCACUUUAACACUUUUUAGUUUAGCGUUUAUUCACUUGUUGCACCCGCGGGUGCUUUUUCUGUUAUCGACUGUAGAGUGAGAGAGACAAAAGGAUAUCAAAAAAAGGCAUCGCUGUUUAGAUAAUUUUUAUGACUAACCAACUCAGACAUGCUCAAUGAAGUUGUGUGUUUUCUAAAUAUAAGUAAUAUAUCCUAAUUUUCGUAAGUGCAAUGUACAGAAGAAAAAUGCUAUUGGUUUGUUCGUCUCAAUGCAAAGUUAUUGUUAAGAACUCAAAGUGACCGUUAUGGAGGACAAAUAAAUAGAUAUUGAUAUCUCU
Molecule: messenger RNA, 2190 nt
Organism: Stylophora pistillata
Lineage: Eukaryota; Metazoa; Cnidaria; Anthozoa; Scleractinia; Pocilloporidae
Biological process (GO): dendrite self-avoidance; protein phosphorylation; homophilic cell-cell adhesion
Cellular component (GO): plasma membrane; axon
Molecular function (GO): cell-cell adhesion mediator activity; ATP binding; protein tyrosine kinase activity
Source: RefSeq, a predicted model, not a curated record